This is a messenger RNA of Penicillium maclennaniae, 2619 nucleotides long. RefSeq names its product putative alpha-glucosidase (gene agdC). Gene Ontology annotation, molecular function: carbohydrate binding; hydrolase activity, hydrolyzing O-glycosyl compounds. NCBI's taxonomy places the organism in Eukaryota, Fungi, Ascomycota, Eurotiomycetes, Eurotiales, Aspergillaceae. Gene Ontology annotation, biological process: carbohydrate metabolic process. The coding region runs from base 1 to 2619 and encodes 872 amino acids. The record is from RefSeq and is a predicted model, not a curated record. The transcript has 8 exons.
AUGCGGAUCUCUCUCUUUCUCUUCGCUCCCCUCGUGGGGGCUGCUGUUCUGAACCAUCGAGACAACAUCGAUCAAUGCCCUGGCUACAAAGCCGUCAAUUUCAAUGACCAAGGCCUGAAAUUUACGGCUGACCUGACUCUGAAUGGUGAUCCUUGCAAUGCAUAUGGCUAUGACCUGCAGGAUCUGAAGCUUCUAGUUGAGUACCAGGAUGAUGACCGUCUUCAUGUAAUGAUCUACGAUGCGGAUGAGGAGGUCUAUCAGGGCCAGCCUUCCCUACGAUUCGACUACCAGCCCGAUCCCUUCAGUUUCCGUGUCCUGCGCCAGACUGAUAAUGGCGAUGAGCAGGUUCUGUUCGAUACUACGGAAACCAACAUCAUCUUUGAAUCUCAGUAUCUAAAUCUGCGUACCUGGCUACCAAAUGAUCCAAACUUGUACGGACUGGGUGAGCACACCGACUCACUGCGUCUGCCCACAACUAACUACACGCGAACUCUCUGGAGUCGCGAUGCUUAUGGUGUGCCCUCUAACACAAAUUUGUAUGGUAACCACCCGGUCUAUUUCGAUCAUCGUGGUGAUGCCGGCACCCACGGAGUCUUCUUCUUGAACUCCAAUGGCAUGGACAUCAAGAUCGACAAGACCGAUGAUGGUCGUCAGUUCCUGGAGUACAAUACUGUGGGCGGAGUCUUUGACUUUUACUUCAUGGCGGGUCCGACUCCGAAAGAUGUCGCCAAGCAGUAUUCAGAAGUCGUGGGUCUACCGACCAUGCAGGCCUACUGGACCUUUGGUUUCCACAAUUGUCGAUACGGAUACCGGGAUGUCUACGAUGUUGCUGAAGCGGUGUAUAACUACACUCAUGCUCACAUCCCACUGGAGACCAUGUGGACAGACAUUGACUACAUGGAUGCUCGACGUGUCUUCACGCUAGACCCCGAACGCUUCCCUCUCGAGAAGAUGCAAGAGUUGGUGAACUAUCUUCACCACCACCACCAGCAUUACAUUGUCAUGGUGGACCCAGCUGUUAGUGCCAGCGACAAUGGCGCCUUCAACCGAGGCAAAGAGGCUGAUGUCUUUUUGCACUACCCUAACUCGCCUGACUCGUUCUACGAAGGUGCCGUCUGGCCCGGCGUUACCGUCUACCCAGAUUGGUUCAAUCCCGUCGCUACACAGUCGUGGUGGAAUGAUGAGUUCAAGAGAUUCUUCAACGAGCAGGACGGAGUCAACAUCGACGGCCUCUGGAUCGAUAUGAAUGAAGCCUCCAAUUUCUGUCCCUAUCCAUGCACCAACCCCGAGCAGUACGCUGAGAAUAACGAUCUUCCUCCCGCGCCUCCAUCUGUUCGCCAGCCACCGCGCACCAUUCCCGGCUUCCCUGGUGACUUCCAGCCUAAGAAGAAUGGCAAGCAGCGUCGCUCUACAGGGCGCAGGCUUGGACUGCCGAAUCGUAAUCUCAUUUCGCCACCCUAUGCAAUUGCUAACGCUGCUGGGUCGCUCAGCAACAAGACCAUUGAUACUGAUAUCAUUCAUGCUGGUGACGGGUAUGCUGAGUAUGACACCCAUAACCUCUACGGUACUAUGAUGAGCUCUGCCUCUCGCGAGGCAAUGCUGGCCCGCCAGCCUGAGGUCCGUCCUCUCGUUAUCACUCGUAGCACCUUUGCCGGUGCCGGUUCUCAUGUCGGUCACUGGCUCGGUGACAACCUCAGCCAGUGGGACAAGUACCGUGUCUCCAUCUCUGAGAUGCUAGCCUUUGCCUCAAUCUUCCAGAUUCCCAUGGUCGGCUCCGACGUUUGCGGCUUUGGCGGCAACACAACCGAAGAGCUCUGCGCCCGCUGGGCAACCCUUGGCGCCUUCUAUCCAUUUUACCGCAACCACAACCAGCUAGGCUCGAUAGGUCAAGAAUUCUACCGCUGGCCCGUCGUCGCCGACGCCGCACGCAAGAUUAUCGACAUUCGUUACCGCCUCCUCGACUACCUCUACACAGCCUUCCACCGCCAAACCCAGACAGGCGAGCCUUUCCUCCAACCUCUUUUCUACAUCUAUCCCAACGACGCAAACACAUUCUCCAAUGAAGGCCAAUUCUUCUACGGAGAUUCCCUCCUCAUCUCCCCAGUUCUCGACCAAGGCUCAACCUCCGUAGAAGCCUACUUUCCCUCGGACACAUUCUACGACUGGACAACUGGCGCCCGCAUCACCGGCCAAGGCAAGAAUAUCACACUCUCCAACAUCGCCCUCACCGAUAUCCCAAUGCACAUUCGGGCGGGCAGUGUUCUCCCGCUUCGCUCCAAAGGCGCUAUGACAACUACAGAAUUGCGCACGCGUGGCUUCGAAAUCGUCAUCGCACCCAACGACGACAAUAUUGCCGCGGGCGAACUGUACCUCGAUGAUGGCGAAUCGCUGAACCCGCAAGGAACAUCCCUUAUUCACUUCACCUUCAGAGAUAACAAAUUGCGUCUCCACGGUGACUUUGGAUACCAGGGUAAUGUGGUCGUGGAGACUGUGACGUUGUUGGGUCAGAAGAAUGCUGGAUCUCGUCGGGAUGUUUCCGUUGAAUUUGACGAGAAGCGCCAGGCGCUUUCAAAGGUUGUGAAUAUUGCAUUGAGUGGCCCAGUGGUUAUUGACAUUUGA